AUGUUACUCAAGUCUGCUCUCCUAGCGCUACCCCUCCUGGCAUCAGCUAUCCCCACUCAACCCGAACAACUCACAUUCAACGAUCACGAGAUCGGCUCAGCAGAUGUUCCGGGCUUCUCACUCGAUUUGAACGAUCUGAGAUUAGUACAAUUCUCAGAUGAUGAGCCCCCCGUGUGGAUAUCCGAAUUGGAAAAGAUAGAAGCUAAGACCAAAGGUAGGAAGUUUAUGGAUAUAACCGAUACUCCUACUCUUGGAUUCUCAAGCUACCUACUACCAUCCACUGCCAACGUCAAAUAUACUUAUCCCACACCUGGUAAUUACUCUGAACCGAUCAAUAAGAUCAUCAACACCAUCGACCUCAAACGAAUGAAAUCGUUCUUGAAGGAAUUUACCUCAUUCCGAACUAGAUAUUAUAGAUCAGAGACUGGUAAACAAAGUCAACAAUUCUUACUUGCCAAGAUCAAAGAGAUUGCGUCGAUCAAUCCUGGGAUAACCGUCAAGGAAUUCCCUCAUCCAUGGGGUCAAAACUCUAUCAUUGCCCGGUUCAACCCUGCCGAUGACCUCAAGGGUGAAAGACCUGUGGUGGUCGUGGGUGCUCAUCAAGAUUCGACUAAUCAAUGGCCAUUCUUACCUGCCCCUGGAGCAGAUGAUGAUGGAUCAGGAACGACCUCGUCCUUAGGAGCUUUCUGCGCCCUUGCUCGGGCCAAUUUCACGCCUGAACAUCCAGUUGAAUUCCACUACUAUUCUGCUGAAGAAGGUGGUCUGUUGGGUUCACAGGCAGUUGCCAAGUCCUAUGAGGAUAAGGGAACUAAAGUCCUUGCUAUGAUCCAGAUGGAUAUGACCGCCUGGGUCAAACAGGGUACCAAAGAAUCAGUUGGAAUCAUCCAAGAUUACGUUGACCCGGAAUUGACUAAAUUCGUCGGAAAGUUGGUUGAAAAGUACUUGGCAAUCCCAGCAGUGGAGACCAAAUGCGGUUACGCUUGCUCAGACCAUGCUUCAUUCGCUAAAGCAGGAUACCAAUCUGCCUUUGCUAUCGAAAGUACAUUCGAGAAUUCCAACCAUAACAUCCACACCACAGCUGAUACCACCAAUCACCCUGAAUUCUCUUUCACCCAUAUGAGAGAAUUCUCUAAACUUGCUAUUUCCUUUGCAGUUGAAUUGGCAGGUAUCAAAGAUGCUUGA
Kwoniella botswanensis is the source of this 1182-nucleotide messenger RNA. RefSeq lists its product as uncharacterized. The record is from RefSeq and is a predicted model, not a curated record. The coding region runs from base 1 to 1182 and encodes 393 amino acids. Gene Ontology annotation, biological process: proteolysis. Gene Ontology annotation, molecular function: metalloexopeptidase activity. The transcript has 10 exons. NCBI's taxonomy places the organism in Eukaryota, Fungi, Basidiomycota, Tremellomycetes, Tremellales, Cryptococcaceae.